Molecule: messenger RNA, 549 nt
Organism: Adineta ricciae
Lineage: Eukaryota; Metazoa; Rotifera; Eurotatoria; Adinetida; Adinetidae
Source: the annotation of a GenBank genome assembly
AUGGGUCCAUUGCAAUUUGAUAAUCCGUCUGACGAAUUGGAAUAUUUUUUGAAAACACUUGAAAAAGAUUCGAUUUUUAAUAUGACAACCAAUCAAGUUCCAAUUGCAAUUGCUCAUGAAACAGAUGAAAUUGCUAUUUUCUUUUCGAAACUUCAUAAUGAAGAAUAUCGAAAAAAUGCAUAUGAAAUUUUAUUAGAAAGAAAACGUAAGAAACAAGAAGAAAUCGAAGUUUGUCAAGAAGAAAUUGAAAUAAUUGAUGAUAUUUUAAAAUUUAUUCAACAAAGUUCAAUUGAACAAAACAAUAUUUCAAAUACACAAAAUAUUUUAUAUUUCGAUGAAACACCAAUAAUGGAAAGUUUUCCAGAUGAAUUUAUUCUAUUAGAUGAAAAUACUUUUGAAGAUUGUUUUGAUGAUGAUUCAUUAAAUUCGUAUCUUUUCAUCACACCAACACCACCAAAUACUCAACAAUCUAACAAUGUUCAUCCAUUAAACGAUCCAUUUUCCUUAUUCUCAAAUGAUCAAUUCUUAUCAGAUGAUUUUUUCUUUUAA